UCAACAUUUGAGUCUGGACGCAGUAGUACACGUGUUAUAAAGAUAUUAAACUUGCCACGUUCUCCUGAAGCUCAUAUGUAUUAUUUUCUCACUACAACUUCUACUUUCCUCAACUUUCUCGGCUUCCAAACAGAUCUCCCUACCAAAAAUGUCAAAUCUUUCUUCAAAACCCUACCAAAUCGGCUAUGCUUUAACUCCGAAAAAAGAGCAAACUUUCAUCGUACCGUCCCUCCUUUCCUGCGCCUGCCAGAAUGGCGUUGUUUUAACCAAAAUCGACCCCACCAAACCUUUGAUCCAACAAGGACCCUUCGACUGCAUCCUCCACAAAUUGUACGACUCCGACUGGAAACAAAAUCUUCAAGACUUCGCUUCCCGAAACCCUAACAUCCCCAUCAUCGACUCUCCAGAGUCCAUCGACAUCCUCCGAAACAGAAUCUCAAUGCUCGAAACGGUUUCGAAACUAAAAAUAAACAACACCGGAGUCCCCAAACAAAUCACCAUUACCGAAGUUACGGGUUUGGAAAAUUUGAAACUCAACUUUCCGUUAAUCGCGAAGCCGUUAGACGCGGACGGCAGUGAGACGUCGCACAAAAUGCACCUCAUCUUCGACAAAGAUGGGUUAAAUAACUUAACGGCGCCGUUUGUUUUGCAGGAGUUCGUUAAUCACGGCGGCGUCGUCUUUAAAGUCUACGUGGCCGGCAAAUAUUUCCGGUGCGUGAAACGGAAGUCGUUACCCGAUAUUUCGGAGGAGAAACUGGUAAAUUUGAAAGGUUCACUGCCGUUUUCGCAGGUCUCGAAUUUGGCAGCGGCAGGGGGAGGGGAAGGUUGUAAAUUUGAAAAGACGGAAAUGCCCCCGGAGAGUUUAGUGAAGGAGUUGGUAGAAGGGUUAAAGGAGGAAUUGAGGUUAAAUUUGUUUAAUUUCGAUGUGAUUAGGGAUGGGAAAAACAAGGAGAAUUACCUAGUCAUUGAUAUCAAUUAUUUUCCGGGGUAUGCCAAAAUGCCGGAUUUUGAGUCUGUCAUUACCGAUUUUUUACGUGAUGUUAUGCACAAGGACAUAAACUGCGGGGAUAAUUGAGGAUUGGAGAUGCCAAAUAUAGGUACUUUCUGAAUAUUUCCAGGUUUUAAUAACCUCACAUAUUGGCAUGCUUUGUAUCAUCAUAUACUCAUACUUGUUUCCUAUAUGAAAUGUGGGUUUGUUUUGUUCUUGUUUGCUGCAAA
Messenger RNA from Gossypium arboreum, 1218 nucleotides. Its product is annotated as inositol-tetrakisphosphate 1-kinase 1-like. Gene Ontology annotation, biological process: inositol trisphosphate metabolic process. Gene Ontology annotation, molecular function: ATP binding; magnesium ion binding; inositol-3,4,5,6-tetrakisphosphate 1-kinase activity. Gene Ontology annotation, cellular component: cytoplasm. Lineage: Eukaryota; Viridiplantae; Streptophyta; Magnoliopsida; Malvales; Malvaceae. The transcript has a single exon. Bases 149 to 1075 code for a protein of 308 amino acids. The record is from RefSeq and is a predicted model, not a curated record.